Diprion similis is the source of this 1887-nucleotide messenger RNA. RefSeq names its product glucose dehydrogenase [FAD, quinone]-like. The record is from RefSeq and is a predicted model, not a curated record. The transcript is spliced from 6 exons. The coding region runs from base 106 to 1887 and encodes 593 amino acids. Gene Ontology annotation, molecular function: oxidoreductase activity, acting on CH-OH group of donors; flavin adenine dinucleotide binding. NCBI's taxonomy places the organism in Eukaryota, Metazoa, Arthropoda, Insecta, Hymenoptera, Diprionidae.
CGUAUAACGUGGACAGAGUCCGAUGAGUAAAUAUCAAAGUUUAAACACACCUUAUACAGAUUAGUGCACCGUAGCAGUUUCACUGACACAAAUUGCAAGAAGAGAAUGGAGUACAACGUCAGCUUCGCGGGAACCUGCAAUGGGGACCUUCUGGGGCCGACCAUAGCCAGCAUAUGUAACGUCACCUCGUACUAUUUCUUCAUGACAAUUCUAGAGACAUUGGUGAGAAAAAAUCAAGGAAUCGCUCAAACCUGCGAACGCAUCAUACCUAUCAAUACCAUAGAUGCCGAGUAUGACUUUAUCAUAGUGGGGGGUGGAACAGCCGGGUCCGUUAUCGCUGCAAGACUGAGUGAGAAUCCCUCGUGGAAAGUUCUUCUUAUGGAGGCAGGCCCGGAUGAACUAGCAAGUGCAUCCGUCCCUGGAUUUUUUGGUUCUAUAUCCCAAUCAUCUCUCGAGUGGGGAUACCGGUCGCAGAACGAGAGUUUCGCCUGUCUCGGUACAAAUAGUAGCUGUUUGAUAUCUGCAGCCAAAAUGCUCGGUGGAGGGAUGGCGCACAAUGCAUUGAUAUACCUACGCGGGAGCCCUAUGAUAUUCGAUCAAUGGGCUGCAAUGGGUAACGAGGGAUGGUCGUGGGAAGAAGUAUUACCAUUUUUUAAGAAAUGCGAAAACAACGGCAAUAUCGAUAUUGUUGGUCGAAAGUAUCACGGCACGGAUGGGCCGCUUUUCGUCGAAAGAGCUCCGACCCUACCACCGUUUGCAAACGUAAUACUCCAAGCGGCCAAGGAGGCGGGUUACGGCGUCACCGACGACCUCAACCACUUGGACAGUAUCGGCUUCGGUAUAACCCAAACAACGAGCCACCGCGGUGCAAGACGCAGCAGCGCUGCGGCGUAUCUGCGGCCAAUCAGACACCGCAAGAACCUCCACAUAACUCUGAACACCACCUGUACGAGAGUCAUAAUCGAGAAUCGAAAGGCCGUUGGCGUCGAAUAUUACAAGAACGGUAAAUUCUACACGGUACGCGCAUCCAAGGAAGUCAUCAUCUCCGCAGGUGCCGUUGGGUCUCCCCAUCUUCUACUGCUCUCUGGAGUUGGGCCUGAAAAAGAUUUGACAUCCGUGGGAAUCAAUGUGGUCGAAAAUUUACCCGGAGUCGGCAUGAAUUUCCAUGAUCAUGCCAUAUACCCGAUUGACUUUACCAUGAACGAGCCUGAUGUCUACGACAACAACUGGGAUGCUCUUGCUGAGUAUAUCACUUUCCAAACUGGACCCUUGUCUAAUACCGGACUCACUCAAGUGAUCGGCGCCCUACCAUCUGGAAUCUCGUCUCCCAACCUUCCGGACAUUCAUGUAAUCGGCGCAGGUUAUGAUGCCACUUGCGCUCCCGGUAAUGUAGGUGCCCUUCAGAGUGAUGGUAAACGCGGAUUUGGGUUUUCGGCCGGUUACGAGCAUCCGAAAUGUAGAGGAAAAGUAAGUCUAGUUUCACCGGAUCCUUUUGUGCAUCCUUCAAUCUGGGUGAAUUAUCUCUGCCAUCCUGACGACGUUGCUGGGCUUGUAAAAAGCAUCGAGUACACCUUGGCAUUGGCUGAUACACCGGCUUUUAAAGCCUACAACGUGACUUUUUCCGCAACACCUUUCGAGCCCUGCUCAAAACACGCUUUUCCGAGCAAAAAAUACUUUGAGUGCGCAGUUCAUUACAAUGCUUCUACGGAAUACCACCUUGCAGGCUCUUGCAAAAUGGGUCCAUCAUCGGAUCCACUUGCAGUUGUUAACCCUCGGCUUCGAGUCCACAGAAUACAUGGACUACGCGUUGCUGACGCAUCUAUUAUGCCGCAGGUAAGUAUCGAGAUGACGUACUUCGAUCCAUUCGUCGAUUCUAGGACGAAAUAG